Molecule: messenger RNA, 2543 nt
Organism: Labrus bergylta (ballan wrasse)
Lineage: Eukaryota; Metazoa; Chordata; Actinopteri; Labriformes; Labridae
Source: RefSeq, a predicted model, not a curated record
UUAGAGGGAAGAGGGAAUUUCGGAUUGUUUACAUCACGGAACGGAAAGUUUGUCUUCUUGUCUGAAGAUAUUAUGUAGAAUGAAUGUCUAAAGCUGACUUUUAGACAUUUAAGUUUGAUGUCUGCACCACCCGUGUACACGAUGUCACCUUGUUCCUGAGAACAUUCACCUGAACAAGCAGAAAAUGUCUCAGCUGCAGCCACAGAGCCAGCUCCAAGGUUCAGCCGAGGAGCCCCUCCUGAACAUCCAGCAGAUGCAGUUCUGGCUGGACAAAGCGGUGGCAUGGGGCCAGGCUGAGCGCCCAGACUCUCAGAAAGACACCUGCCUGCAUUUGAACAGACUGAGGGAUUUCCUUCAGCGACUCCUCACACAUAUCAACUGCAUGAGCUCCACAACAGAGACCAUGAAGACACUUCCCUUCUUGGGCCAGUUUCUUGGACGACUGUGCUGGAACCCUUAUGUCACUGCUGAUGCUACAGGCAGAAAGCUUUUGUUCCAGUGUCUGUGGAGUCUUUACUCUGAGCAUCCAGGCAAUGCUGUGGAAAGAAAAGCCAACCAGUGGAUACAGAAACUGUUUAGUCAACUUGCUACAGAAGAAGAGGAUGUUGCAGCCCAGGCAUUUAUGAAGCAUAUGAAUGUACCACCUCAUGAGUACCAUCUCAAAGUGCUGAGAAAGAUGGUGGCGAUGCUGCAGGAAAACAUUGGGAAGAGCUGCAGUUCUUCUAGCAGCAUGAAUCAGAGGUGUUCCUGUGACCGCAUUCAGGCCACGUCCGAGGCUUGUGUCCCGCUUAUCACUUGUCCUGAGGCUGCUCCUCUCAUUGGUGCUCUGCUGCUGCAGUCGAUGACUUGUGUCAGGGCAACACUCAGUGAAGACUUUCUGGAUGCUCUCAGUUCUGCCUACUUAAGCCAAUGCUUGUCACUGGAGGAGCAGGCAGUCGUGUCUCUGUGGUAUCACAACCUGCCCAGCCUGGAAGAAACCGUGCUCAGACUGCUGGAGUGUGCUCAGACCAACUCUCAGUCAACACCACAGAAGCUUGAGCAGCUACUAACACAAUCACUGCUGCCUAAAGCCUGUGCUCAGCACUGCUCCAUAUUCUUGGUUGUAAACGACAUCUUCAGGUCCUUCUUGAAACAAGCUGAAGGAAAUGAGCCUGUUAAAAGUCUAAUCCAAACAUUUACCUGCUGUUUCCUUCGGGAACUGGCUCUACAGCAGCAGCAGACGAGAGUAUCUCUGAAGGCCUGGUUCCCACAGUCACCUCAGAGGCUGCUUGUUCCUCUCCUGACCCUGCCGUCAGAGAUGCCUGAGGAUGCUUGGAGACGUCACCUGAACUGGCUCAGUCGCUCAUUACAGAGACUGACAGAAGAAGAAGAAGAGGAGGAGGGAGAUGAAGACAGCAGCAGUAGCGCCAGUAUAGAGGGGCACCACACAGUGUUUGAGGCCUGGUUCCUGCUGGUUCAGUGUGCGCACUGGCUGCAGGUGGCUGUCCAGCUGCUGGUGACACCCGGGCCUGAGGACGGUGGCCCCCUCCUGUGGCUGCUGACGUUCUACCACCACCCCACCAACAGGGGGCACCACAGAGCACAGCAGCUUGUACGUGCCACUGAAGCAUGGGAACACCUGCGCUUCGUUUUUUUGGUCUUACCUGGCCCUCCUCCUGAGGAGCGCCUGCAGGCACUGGUCACUCUGCUGUCACCACAACCUCAGCAGCCAUCACCGCCUACAGUAUUGAUCCUCAGCCUCUUAGUCAACGUUGCUGUUUUCUCCCAACUAGCUCUGAAUGGAUCAGCAGAGAUUUUACAGACGGUGGUGGAGGGUUCUGGUCUGGCUGAUGAAGCAGCGAGUCUUCUCAGCUCACUGGAGCUCAAACUGAACGGAGGAAGCUGCUCGUCAGGCGCUGCUAACAGAGUUCAUCUCAGGAUCAAAGCUCUUAGAAACACACUAACACAUACGCAGGCAGCAUCGAGCCCUGCUGAGAACCAAGCACACACACUCACACUCUAAAAACAGGUGAGAGUGCAUACCCUCCCCCACACAAACACACACACACACACUUAUUAAUGCAGAGAACCACACAUCAGUGAGUUCAUCCUCAGCUCAGGGUUUUUCUCCCAGACACCUUUGCAGAAUGACAAAUAGCCGCGCCUAUUGUGUAGAUAUGCUGCGGUACAAUGACAGGAGUGUGUCAAAACAGCCCGGCGAGGACAGAUUAUUUGGAGAGGCAGCAAUUAUACGCACAGACACAAAACACGACUACAAGGCCCACAAGGACACUUGAGCAGUGACAGAUCACACUGCAAAGAAGCAGCAGCUCGUACAGCGUGUCACAGUCCUCCCACUCACAUAAUUGUCUCACAACAUAAAUCCUUCACGCUACACAUGCUGACUGAAAGGCAUUUAGGUUUAGAGGAUGGGACAACCAAACAGCAGUUAUCUCUGGAUUAUUACACUUUGUGCUCAAAUAUGUGAAUAUGAAUAAAAAUGUUGCAGCACUGAGUAUACUUUUAAAUGUAAAUAAACUGAAUUUCACGUCUUUCUUGAUGAA